This is a messenger RNA of Cuscuta campestris, 1381 nucleotides long. The record is from the annotation of a GenBank genome assembly. Lineage: Eukaryota; Viridiplantae; Streptophyta; Magnoliopsida; Solanales; Convolvulaceae.
CAAGCGUGUGUUGGAAGUAGAACUGUAGAUGGUGGCACAUCUCCGUAGUAGCAUCGGUGAUGGUAGUCACGGUUCAAAGCAAUGUCACCGACAACUCCGAUAACGAGAUGAAGAUGAACCGACUUCAGCUACGAAAAGACCCUCGGGGCAGAGGCAAUUGUCGGCUUCAGAGGCAGGGGGAUUUUUGCUCUAGUGAUAGUGGAUCUGACAAACAAUGGGAAAUGGCAAUAAACAACAACCCUUUCAACCUGUGUUACAUCCUGGAAAACAACAAGUUAUCCGGGACCAACUUUCUUGAUUGGGAGAUGAACCUCCGAAUCGUUCUUGCCUGUGAGAGGAAACCCUACAUCCUCGAAACGGAUCCUCCCAAGACCCCUGAUGCUAAUGCUCGUGCGUCCGAACUCACUUCCUUCAAAAGGUAUGAGGACGACGCGCGAGAUGUAAAGUGUAUCAUUAUGGCCAGUAUGACCGCGGAGCUCCAAAGGCUCCACGCGGACAUGGAAGUGCGUCCCAUGAUACAACACUUAAGAGACCUUUACCAGGGUCAGCCCCAAAACUCAGCUUAUGUAAAACGUCUCAUGACGUCUAGUAAGUUGGAGCCUAAAUCUGAUAAAGUAAUUUUUUUGGGAUACCCCAAGGAAACUAGAGGGUAUGAGUUCUAUCAUCCAUCCGAUAACAAAAUCUUUGUUGCUCGGAAUAGAACCUUCCUUGAGAAGGAGUUUCUUUAUGCUAUCACUAGUGGGAGAAAGGUAGACCUCGAAGAAAUUCGAGAACCACAAGAAGAAGUCCCGAUAGUGUCGGAACCUGAGCAAAGAGAUCAAGAAAUUGAACCUCAAAUUGCUCAAGAUAUACCACGUAGGUCAGACCGAAUACGUAAUGUUCCGGUCAGAUAUGGAUUUCUCAUGUCUGAUGAAGGUGACGUCUUGUUGAGCCCUUCUACUCCUGAGCAGAAGGAACUCGUGAUGAAGGUUCCAUACGCCUCUGCGAUUGGAUCCGUCAUGUACCCCAUGAUUUGUACUAGAUGUGAUGUCUCAUUCGCUUUAAUCGUGACCAGCAGAUACCAGGGAAGUCCAGGAGAAGCACACUGGACAGCGGUCAAGAACAUCCUCAAGUAUCUUCGCAAUACUAAGGAUGCAUUCCUGGUAUACGGUGGUGAGGAAGGGCUAAAGGUGGUCGGUUACACUGAUGUUAGCUUCUAAACCAACAGAGACGACUCAAAAUCACAACCGAUCCCUUGACCAAGCCUUUAGGAAAGCUAAAGCAUGAGGGUCACACUAGGUCCAUGGGCAUUCGACCGAUGCCAGAUUGGCCAUAGUGCAAGUGGGAGAUUGUUGGAGUUGUGCCUUGAUGGCCAACUGUUUAUCGUUAUUCUAUCAUAUUG